UAAAAAAAAAAAAAGACAAACACUCAAGCACACAAAAACGACAAAAGAUCAAAUCAAUCAAAACCGAGUGGGUUAAACCCAUACACACAAACAGAGACUUAAUCUGAAAGUAUUUAUUGGCAAAAAAAAUCUGAAAGGAUUUAUAAAGAGUGGAAAGUGCAAAAAAAAAAAAACAAAAAAUGGAAAGAAAAGAGAAGGAAAAAAAGUAGAGAGAGAGAGAGAGUAGAAGAAAGAAGAAUUUUUUGGUUGGUGAUCAUCGGAGAUGGGAACGGUGUCCUUGGAGUCGCUGCCGUUAGGGUUCCGGUUCCGGCCGACGGACGAGGAGCUGAUCAACCACUACCUGAGGCUGAAGAUCAACGGCCGUAACGCCGACGUCCAUGUCAUCCCGGAGAUCGACGUCUGCAAACGGGAGCCCUGGGAUUUGCCCAGGCAAUCGGUGAUAAAGACAGAUGAUCCGGAGUGGUUCUUCUUCUGUCCACGGGACCGGAAGUACCCGAACGGCCAGCGGUCGAACCGGGCCACAGAUGCAGGCUACUGGAAAGCCACGGGCAAGGAUCGGACGAUCAGGUCUCGAAGCUACAGGUCAGCUUCCAAUACCAACGGCUUGAUUGGUAUGAAGAAGACCCUUGUCUUCUACAGAGGACGCGCUCCCAAGGGUGAGCGCACCAAUUGGAUCAUGCACGAGUAUCGUCCGACGCUCAAGGACCUCGAUGGAACUGGCCCUGGCCAGGAGGCAUUUGUUCUCUGCCGCUUAUUCCGAAAGCCAGAGGAGAAAUCAGAUGCUCUGAAACAUGAUGAGGUGAACCAAACUGGAUCAUCGCCAACCAUAACGAAGUCUUCUCCUGAUGAUACCUCGUCGGAUCUGCUUCAAGAAACUGCACCAUCAGAUAUGCCGAUUGGGGAGGAGCCAGAAGUUAUAAACAGGUGGUCAACUGAGAAGUUAGAUAUCAUGAUCGCUCGUGCUCCAGGACCUGUUGAAAGUGGCUCCAAUAGUAAUAUGGCAUCAGACGUGGAAGAUCAUGCAACCGAUCAGGAAACUCCUCGAGAGGUGCACAUGCAGAUGGAAGAAAACUCACAAUUGUAUGAGCCUGCCAAUGAUGAAAUUGAUUUUUCAUCUUUCUCCCCAUUUCAGUCCAUUGACUUGGGGCCAGAACUACUUUACGUUGGUUCACCUUCUGAUUUUGGCAAUGACAUCAAUGGAUUUCGCUUCAUGGAUGGAACUGGUGAACAAGAUAUCUCUAUCUCAGAGUUGUUGGAUGAGGUCCUCCAAAACCCUGAUGAGAGUUCAUGUGAAGAUUCAACCUAUCAGAAGAACACGGUCGUUGGGAGGGACAACCAUUUGUCUAAUCUAACACAAUCAUUGCAGAACACACAACCAGGAAACUUAUACAAUGUUUCGUACAACAACAUGAACCCUCAAACAAUGCAGCAUGGCCUGGAUAUGAAAGGUUCUGAAUGGUAUAGUGAGCAAAUGGAUGCCAAAGAAGUGUUGCAGAUUCAACCUCAAUGCGGACCUUCUCGAGCUGAAGCGCCAUAUGCGAACCAAGAUCUUAGAAUGGGAAAUAUGGGCCAACCUGGGUAUAAUAUGGUUGGACAGGUUUCUGUUAACAAUUUAGAAGAAUCGACCAGUAUGAACGUUCCUGUUAACUACUAUGGUCAUGGAGGCGGAACUGGAAUCAAGAUUAGGUCUCGUCAGCCUCAACGGCCAAUUUCUGAUAAUUUUGUGACUCAGGGCACCGCUGCAAGAAGAAUUCGUUUACAGAUGGAUUUAUCACCCGGUUCAACUACUAAUGACAAUGUGAGAGAUUCAAACCAGAGCUAUGAAGAAGAAGUACAGUCGACACAUACUGGGGUCAGUGAAGCUACGGAGUGGAGUCCCACUGUUGAUGGGCAGGAGAAAGAGUAUUCUAGGGGUCAUCUUGCUGCUGGGACUGGAAUCAAGAUGAGGACCCGGCAACAACCGCAAUCAAGUUCAAAUAGUCCCAUACCACAAGGCAGCGCUCCAAGAAGAAUCCGCCUACAAAUGGAUACUGCGCCUCGAUCAUUUGCCAAUGACAACGUCAAAGAUGUUAAGCAAAGCAAAGAGGAAGAUGAAGAUGAAUUGCAAUCAACCGUUACAGAGGACUCUUUGGAAGAUGCAGACGACAGCGAAACAGAUGAUGAAGCACAGUCGUCUUCUACAGAGGCCCCAGAAGCUACAGAGCGGAGUCAUUUCCUUGAUGAACGGGAUAACGAGAGCCAUCUUCUGAAGGCUGACACGAUCAAGGAAAUCGCUGAAGAAUCCUCCAUAGAACUAAUAGAUGAAAGCGAGGACAGCUCUGAAGAAUCCUCUGCAGAACUGGUUGAAGCAAACCAUAAAGUUUGUGAAAAAUCUACGACGAAACUGAGGUUUAGAGCGAAAAAAAAUGAAGCAUUGCGGAGUCCGAUAGGCCCGGAGACACUAACUCCACGCCGUGGCCCUUCUUCAUUAGUCAUCUCUUUUGGGGUUUCCGCGAUUGUAAUUCUGUUUUUAGUUUCUGCUUGGUUAUUUAGAGCUCUAGAUCUUGCUGUUGUGUGAGAAAAAAAAAAGUAUAGGAGGUUUGUUGUAGCGUACGUUUUCUCUUUUUCCUCUAGAACAGGUUUAAGGUUUGUAAAAUUGCAUUUACCGUAUGUAUAAUGUAUGGAAUCAGAUAAUUUUAUGGCAUGACAA
Molecule: messenger RNA, 2689 nt
Organism: Morus notabilis
Lineage: Eukaryota; Viridiplantae; Streptophyta; Magnoliopsida; Rosales; Moraceae
Product: protein NTM1-like 9
Exons: 8
Coding region: 263-2557 (764 amino acids)
Biological process (GO): regulation of DNA-templated transcription
Molecular function (GO): DNA binding
Source: RefSeq, a predicted model, not a curated record